AUGUCCGAACGAGUUUUCGCAGUAUUAAAGAAGGAUAUCACUCGAGUCCACCCAAAAGUAGAGAUCCGGCUACUCAAGCUCAAGCCAGGAAAUGCCAAUGAUCCGGUACAAUGUCAAUUGGCCACGGAAAGCCUGGACAAUGGGCCCUUCUACAGUGCACUCUCCUACGUAUGGGGUGAUAUACAGACAGCCCAAGAUCCCCAGAACAGCAUCAUACUCGGAGGACACAACUUCCCAGUGACUAGGAAUCUUUUCCUCGCUCUCAGGCAGUUGCGGCCUUCUCUGGACGGCCUGCCGCUCACUCUCUGGAUCGACGCCGUGUGCAUCAACCAAGUCGAUUUAGACGAGCGCCGCGACCAGGUCAACAUGAUGCGAGACAUCUAUUCGUCAGCGGAGCGGGUUAUUAUCUGGCUUGGCGAAAGCUGCGACGGGAGUGACGCGGCAUUCGAUGCCUUACCAACCAUCAAUGGGGAUGGCACGGGAGACGAUGAGCUCGCCCUCGCCAAAGAGGAUCCUCUGGUUCUCUGCGGGUCCAAGGCCGCGUCCUGGUCCCAGCUUGUCGGAACUUGGAGAGCCAUCGCAAAGAGCAUUUUUACAGAGAUUGGAAUGGUGCGCGUAAAGCCAGCGGAUGUGGAAACCCCAAGUCAAGCUAUGCCCGGCGCGGACGGAGCCCAAAAGUCCGAAGGCAGCGCUCCAAAGGAAAACAAGGAAGGCGGCACGGAAAAGACUGUCGAGGUUCUCGCCAAAGUCAAGAUUGAUGUUCUCGACGACCUCAGAGUCGCAGUCAGGAGCCAAGGCGGUGAUAACUUGAAGCGUCUCCUCCUUAUAUCCGCAACAUCCAGCGCUACCGACCCCCGGGACAAGGUAUAUAGUCUUCUCGGGAUGCUCAAGCCAGCCAGUGAUGAUCCCACGGCGCCACUACCCGUCCCGGUGGACUACCGCAAGCCAACAGCGGAAGUCUACGCUGAUGCAGUCGCACACAUCUUCUCCACUGGCGAGGGCCCGUACUUUUGUCGGGAAUUUUCUACCCGGGAACCUCCUGUCCAGCUCCUCACAUCCCGAGCCUCCGGAGUCGGCGCCGACUGCAAAAACGGCAAGGUGCUCGACGACAAGCGCACGCUGAGGGUGGAAGGUCUCCCAGUUGACCGGAUCGAGCAAGUCAUAGCGCUUCAUGACCUCCUGGACGAAGGAUCCUCGAAGCUUCAAGAAUUGGAGCAGCUCACUACCGCUGCCAUGCAUCGUAAAUGCAGGCUGGAACCCAACGUAGCGCCGCUCGUUGAGAAAUUCAAACAGAGCGAACCUCUUUGGAAGAUACUAGUCUCGAAUAAAAGCUUUCUCUCCGGCUACGACGCCGCCCCUGCAUCCUACCAGGACCAAUACGAGGAAGUAAAGGCUCGACUUCUUCAAAGCCCCGGAAUUGAUGACGGUGAUCAGGGCACAUCUAUAAAUAGCUACGAGAGAUGGCUAAGGCAAAGCAUUACUCGCCAAUCAGUUUUUAUAACUGACUCUGGCUUCGUGGGUACCUGUGUUCCCGACGCUCGAAAGGAUGAUGAGAUUGUGAUUCUAUUCGGGUCGCCUGUGCCGUUUGUUCUCCGCCCGCUAGGAGUUCGGCAAUAUGAGGGUGCCGAUCGCGCGUUCCACGCGCUUGUGGGAGCCUCAUAUACUGGCGGGAUUAUGAAUGGCGAGAUGGUAGACUAUCUUUACUGUGACGAUCUGGCGGACUCGGUUACAUAUCUUAUCGAGUAA
Messenger RNA from Parascedosporium putredinis, 1746 nucleotides. The record is from the annotation of a GenBank genome assembly. Lineage: Eukaryota; Fungi; Ascomycota; Sordariomycetes; Microascales; Microascaceae.